AUGUCAUACACCGCAUCAAAUAGACCAGUGAGGUCACUCCCACUAGACAGCGACUACGAAUUAAUAGAUGGAGAUCCAUAUUUCGGUAGAGUUGUGCGUUACUUUCGUCCAUCAGACUAUCUCAAUUGGGGUAUUGCCACAGCAGCUUUUCCCUUGGCUAUUCAUUUCUGGGAAAAAGUUGAUCCAAUGAACGGUAGAGGUGCCAAGCCAGUGAAGUUACCACUUGGAACUUACAGAUAUGCGACUAUCAUGGGUUUCUUUGGUGGUUUUUACUUAUCCUACAUUAGAUCCAGUCAAAGAUUUCUUGGAUGGAGAGAAAAUGAGAGAGAAGUUAAAAAGGAUAGAUAUGAGAUAAAGUCAUUGUUGGCCCAAGGUAAGAUGCCAUACCAUGAAAAUGAAAGUGCAUUGGAUGACAGAUUGAAAGAUGUCGCCAAUAGAAACUCGCAGUAUAGUGCAUUGAUGCUUUGGAUUAUCCCAUGGUUCAACUUUGCUUACCACCCAUACCACCAAGUGAACUUGGAAAAGUACUAUGUCGACAGACCAGGUGAAGAAGCAUGGGGAUUCAAGUUGAAACCUUUGAGUGAAAUCUACGGUGACAAACAGGUCCCAAGCAUCAAUUAG
Molecule: messenger RNA, 621 nt
Organism: Lodderomyces elongisporus
Lineage: Eukaryota; Fungi; Ascomycota; Pichiomycetes; Serinales; Debaryomycetaceae
Gene: NUO1
Product: Nuo1p
Exons: 1
Coding region: 1-621 (206 amino acids)
Source: RefSeq, a predicted model, not a curated record